GAUGAGGAGGAGGCCGACGACGACCAACAGAACGAAGACAAUGACAACGACUCGGAGACCGCAGAGGCAGAGGAAAGGGAUGUCCGGAAGAUUGGGCGCAGUUUUUUCGACGACGAGGCGGAGCUGUCCGGCGAUGAGGACGACGUGUCCAGCGAUGAGGAGGAGGGCGACGGCGACGACCACUACGACAACGACGGCGCCGAUCAGGAGGACCUGCCGUCGGACGAGGAGCUGAGGAAACAGGUCGAGCGGAUCCACCAUAAAAAACUCUUGGAUGAAGACAAGCGACAACUAAUGGUCUUAAAGGAGAUGAUGUUCGCCGACGGAGACCUUCACGACGACGACGCCGUCCGGCAGAAGAAGUUUCGCUGGAAUUUCGGCCAAAACGACGACUUUGUCAACGAUUACGUGAACGAAGACUCCGAAGGAGAUUACGUGGACUCCGACGACGAGAAGGAUGCCGUCAAGAGUCCGGCGCUUAAAAUGUCGCUGAAAAUGACGGUCGAGUCGGAGACCGAAACCAAGACUGACCACAACUUAGAGAAAUUAAAGUCGAGGUUUGGUCUCAAUCUGAAGGCUGUCAACACGACUGGGGAUAAGGAGUUUGUUCAGAAAAAGACGGUUAAUCUGCAGAGUUUUGUGGUGAGAGACGAGCGCCUGAAGACAUUGUGCGCCCCGAAGAGAGCACUUCCCACGAAUGCCAGCCAUUCGUUCAAAUCCAAUAAGAAGUUGAAGGCGUCGAAGAAAAAGGAGACAAAAGUAUCGAUUUUCGAUUUGAUGUGAAUUUUAAACUUAAUUUGUAGUUAUAUUUAACUUUUUAUUUAAUUUUUUAAUUAAAACCAAUGCCUGUAUUAAAAACGUAUGUCUUUUAUAUUGUGUUUAAAAAAUAAAUACUUAAUUAAACCGAAA
Messenger RNA from Oppiella nova, 909 nucleotides. Lineage: Eukaryota; Metazoa; Arthropoda; Arachnida; Sarcoptiformes; Oppiidae. The record is from the annotation of a GenBank genome assembly.